Messenger RNA from Cylicocyclus nassatus, 1018 nucleotides. The record is from the annotation of a GenBank genome assembly. Lineage: Eukaryota; Metazoa; Nematoda; Chromadorea; Rhabditida; Strongylidae.
UUAUUCAUUUUUCGAUUUAUAGGUUAGGAAUGGCCUGUGGACUAGCUUUGAAGCGCCCACACGAGUAUGAUUCGUAUUUGGCAGACGAAAGUUUCCCACAUGAGGCUAAACGGGCUCGCCAAACUGCGGCUCAUUGCUCACCAUUUCGGCCUCAAAUGGGUACUAUAGCUGCAAAUCUUCCUUCGACUAGUAGUUUUGCUCAGGCUGUGAACAAAGAUGAUUCGCCCUUCGCCUCAGUGGCCGGCAAAUGCCAGUUAUCUGAAUCCCAGUUGGACGCCUAUUUGCGUUCGGAGGUACGGAGUGGUCAGCGCCGGAAGCUGCUGCCGAGAAGAAGUUGUGUAGACGUGAAAAUUGAGGAUGACAAUACUCCACGCAAAGAAUACCGGACUCCUAAUUCUCCUCCUCAGUCUGGAUCCGAUUCUGAUGGUGAAAGUACAAGCAUUCGAAAGAGUAGUACUAGUUAUCAAGCGCUAGCAGAGAAACCGCAGUUCAGUCUGAAACAGGUGCGGAUGAUCUGUGAGCGUCUCCUCAAAGAACAGGAAAUGCGCCUUCGAUACGAGUAUGAAAUUGCAUUGAAUCAAAAAUUGGACGAACAACACGAGCAGUACGUUCAGUUUGCCAGUGAGCAAAUGGCUUCACAAUACAAGGAGAAUUCUGCUGGCGAAUUUUCGUAUCUUUCAUGAGUCUAUUCGCUCAACUCUGCUUUUUUCUUGAACUUUGAGCAUUAUGAAAUUGUUUGAUUGCUGAUUUGAUGUCAUUCUUCUUUCACGAGCAUAUGAAUCUAAUUGCCGUCGUUACAUAGUGUCUUGGAAUUCAGGUCAUCUAAUAUUUGAUAUAUGUAUAUAUCUUCUAUCUAUAGGUUGUUGCCUGCUGCCUUUCGUGAUUUUCGAGUUCUGCUUCUGUAAUUCAUCAUGAUCGGAAGCUUGCAUCAUAUUCCACAUUACUUGUGAUUUGUCCGCUCCCUUGUCAUGUCUCGCAUGUGUAGCACUAUGAGUACGAUAAUAAAUCUUCAUUGUCG